Messenger RNA from Nicotiana attenuata, 1582 nucleotides. RefSeq lists its product as uncharacterized. NCBI's taxonomy places the organism in Eukaryota, Viridiplantae, Streptophyta, Magnoliopsida, Solanales, Solanaceae. The record is from RefSeq and is a predicted model, not a curated record. The transcript is spliced from 8 exons. The coding region runs from base 338 to 1300 and encodes 320 amino acids.
CGUCAUCGGUGAUCUCUUCGAACAACUUUGCAGAAAAGAGAAAAAACGAGGAAGCGGUGAACAGAAUCAGAGUGCCGGCACCAGCGGCUUUUCCGAUUUGUCUUCGCCGGCGAUUUUCUUCUAGCUUUGGUAAUUCCGCAAACUAAUAGUGUAACAGAGUGAGCAAUUCAUGUAGCAGAAUAAGCUGAUUCCGACUUGCUUUUGGGAUUAAGGCGUUGUUUGUACAUGUUUGAAAACGGUGAUAAUCAAUUGUAGUGGAUUUUUCCUUUACCGGGUCUUGUCAACAGGAAUUGCGUCGAGUUUCUGCUGAGCGUAUUUGGUAUUGGAAGAUUGAAAAAUGUCUAGUGGGGAGGUUAAGAAAGUCUCACGUGAAGAUAUACAACUGGUGCAAAAUCUCAUAGAAAGAUGUUUACAGCUUUACAUGAACCAGAAGGAAGUUGUUAACACCCUCUUACAUCAGGCAAAGAUUGAGCCUGAUUUCACCGAACUUGUUUGGCAAAAGCUUGAAGAAGAAAACCAGGAGUUUUUCAGGGCUUAUUAUUUGAGGUUGAUAGUGAAGGAUCAAAUUCAGAAAUUCAAUGACUUGCUUCAGAGACAGGUCGAGGCAAUGCAGAUGUAUGCAACUGGAUCCGUCCCCAUUUCUAAUGGAUCUCAGAUUCAACCAGUGCCACAGAACCCAACAUGGCAAGCAACAGAGCAUGCUGGGCAAAAUGUAAAGCUUGAGAACAUGCACCAGACUAUUAAUGGCAAUUCACCUCAUUUAUACACAAACGGUGCAUCCCCAGUCCAAUCAUAUGUGCAAGCUGCUAUCGAUGUUUCUGCUCAUGCAAGAAGAAUUGAUGUAUCACCAAGCAUGCUAUUGUCUCAAAGCUCAAACCUGGGAAUGAUGCAAGGACCGAAUGAUGGGAUGAUCAAAUCAGCUGGUUAUUCAGGCGACUCACGCUUCCUAUAUGGUAGUGAGAGCAAUGUCCUGGAGGCUCGUCCUGGAAUUGGGGAUCCAUCUGUUCCACCAUUCAGCAAUGUAGGGUCAAAUUCACAAGCUCUGAAUGGAAACGGCUUGGGUGCUGAUACUUCUUCCUUUGGUUUCUUGGGACAGAUUCCUCGAAACUUCAGUUUGUCGGACUUAACAGCUGAUUUUAGUAACAGUUCUGAUAUUCUAGAGGGCUACUCUGGAUCAGCAUUCCUUGCAACAGAUACUAACAAUUAUUUGGACCCUCAGGGUAGGGCAGAACAUCAAGACAUUAACGGGUUGGAUAUUAUAUCAGAAGGCUUGAGUUAUGAAGAUUUUUCUAGUGAUUGAAUGACCAUUCAGAUUACCAUCUUGCACAUUUACCCCGACUAUGUAACCUUAUCAGGUUUAGGAUAUAAUUUAUUCGAAUAUUCUAGCUUAACAUCCUUAGCAAAACUAGUUGUGGUUUUGACUGUUUUCUUUUUCUCUAUGUUAAUAAAUUGGUUUAGCACCUAGGACUAUGUUUUUACUUUUUGGGUAUGGCUACAGAAUUACUUUUUGGGUAUGGCUUCAUUCUGUAGGUCCAAUUGCUUGUAGAUAAAGUUUUGAAGUGCUGCGACGUCUUUUGGAGUA